AUGGAGGCGGCGACGGCCAUGGAUUUCCACACCCUCUCGCGACGGGAGCUCCAGGCGCUGUGCAAGCGCAACGGCGUCCGCGCCAACAUGACAAACGCCGCCAUGGCCGAGGCGCUCCAGCGCCUAGAUUCGGUCGACGGGAUCGACGAGAUCGGUACGACUCUCUGUCACCCGACGCCAGGAAGGUCGGCGAUGAAGUCGGCGGCGAAGAUGGUGGCCGUUGAGGAGCAGCAGCACGGUAGCCCGCUCCCCCGCGGCCGCCGCGUAUCGGUGAAAUCACCAGAGGCCAUCCGGAUGGAGGUUGAAGGAGGAGCGGACGAGAUGAAGGAGAUCGUGAAGACACCCGGCGUGGCGCUGCGCAGCACCCGCCGCGGCACUCGGGCCACGCCCGCGCCGCUUCCUACUCCGGUGCCGGCGUGCAGUACGCGCGCAACAGCGAGGAGGACCGCCGCUCGUAAGACGGGCGAGGUGGCGCCGACCCCAGCCACCUGGAGGAGCCAGAGGACGGCGUCUCGCAAGGCCGCGGGGGCAGUGGAGGCGGGCCGACCCGCCGAAGAUGUACCCGAGGAAAAGACAUCGAAGAUGACGAUAGCUUUGGAUCAGGAAGCCGAAGUGGUGGCGGCCGCAUCGAAGGAGAAGGUGCAGCAAGGCGAACCGAAAGCUGCUGUCUCGGAUGUGAAAUGUGAUGGCCCAAAGGAGGAGAAGGGGCAGCAAGAGGAACCAAAGGGUAUUGUUCCUAAGCAGUCAGUGAUCUUACUUCUUGAAUGCACAGCUGAUUCUUCUGAUGCAGCCAUAGCGUCUGCAGCUGUUUUGGUUCAGAGCUGCAAUGAUCCUAAGGUGGAGGAAGUGGUGGUUGUCAUGGAGGAACAGUCCACAAAGCCCCACGAAGGAAUUGUGAAAGAGCUGGAACCUAUCAGUGUUGAGAGAUCUGCUCUUUUGACAGUCAUGGAUGAUUCACCCAUCCUAGGUGUCAUUGAGAAGGAACAGGAUGUCUCGGUUGAAGAUUGUGAGGACCUGGCUGAAUUCGCACCUGCAAGGGAGAUGACUGAUGAGAUCAUUCCUGUUACUGAAGAUAAGGAAGUGGCCAUCAGGGAGGAGGUUGUUACUGAAGAUAAGAAAGUGGCCAUCAGUGAGGAGGCUACUGAAGAUAAGGAAGUAGCUAUCAAUGAGGAAGUGGCCGUCAAUGAGGAGGCCGUCAAGGAAGAUGGUUUUGCUAACACUGUUGAGACUGAUCCUACCCCAGAGGAGAUUCUGACUGCUGCGGGAGAAGAUGAGGCCAUUGAGGAAGGUGAAGUCAUACUCACUGAAGGCAAAGAAGGUGCUGCUGAUGAGAUGCCACAGGCUGGUGAGACCAGUGAAGAAGAUGAGGAAGAUUACCUCACUGAAUUGAAACAAGGGGCUGCUGAUGAGGUGGCUGAGCUGGCAGACAAUGAAACAAGUGAAGAAGAUGAAGAUGACCUAACUGCAGAGAGAGAAGGAGCUGCUGCUAAGAUGCUGCAGGGUGAACUGACAGACGAUGAGGCCAGUGAAGAAGACGAUCUCGAUGAAGAUGAGGAAUGGGCUUCAGAUGAUGAUGAGACCACUGAGGAAAUUGGCUCUACUGAUGAGAGCGAUGAAGAUACUGAUGGGACCAAUGAGGAGAGUUACACCAUUGGUGCAGUCCAAAUGUUGCAGGGAACUGGGAUAGCUGAAGAGGCCAACGAAGAUGCCUCUACUGAAGAUGAUGAUUUCAGUGGCGACCUACCACCAGAGUUUGACAAUAUCAUGGUAUUCAGUGAUGCUGAAACUGAGAGUGACAUUGCUGCUCCAGUGCUCGAGGAAAACCAGGCUGCUGUUGCAUCUGCAACCAAAACUGCAAAGUCUCUGGAUGAUUCUGCCAUGAGUUUAGAGCAGGAGGAGGGUCCUGAGGAGGCUGAUGCUACUGAAAAAGCAUUGAAAGCUACUGAAAAAGCAUUGAAAGAGGUUGACAACAUUGUGAAGUCCCUGGAUGAGUUCACCUUCAAGGAGGGAGAAUCAGAGGAGAUGCAGAAGCAGCAGCCACAGGAUUAUAAUAGCAUGAGCCUAAGGAAGCUUAAAAGCACGUACAAGAAAUGUCUUAUUGCUGCAAAGCAGGAAGGGAAGCAGGAGGAGGUCACCGAAGGGAAGAGGCUUCCUCUCGAGGAGACUGUAGAAGCUGAGAGGAUAUCUGUGGACCAUGUUGCCCGUCUCAAACCAUCUGAUGGUGGCUCAGCAGCAACUCAGGUGCUGUUUGGUAUGAUUUUGCCCCGUAAACAGUUCCCCCUGGCCCUGAUAUCUGAUUCCGUGGCUGGUCCUGCAUUGGCUGCUCAUCUUACAGGAAUACACAGUGCCGUCAAGAUGCUCAAUAGCAGGGUCCGUGUUAUCCAUCAGUAUCUGUUGCCAUGCAAAAAAAAAGGUGACAUUCCAGUGGAUAAUUCGCUGCUUAGGCAAGUCUCAAGCCUCGUAAGAAGGCUACCAGCUAUGGAGUCACAGAAAUUCCAAGAUGACUUCUUAAUGGAAUACAACGACACUCUCCUCGUGACUUACCUGGCAAUGUUCACUAACUGUUCAACUCUUUCACAAAUGAAGUUCCUUCUUCUAUACCCUCUUUGUUGGAAAUUUCACUUGUGUUGA
This is a messenger RNA of Miscanthus lutarioriparius, 2631 nucleotides long. NCBI's taxonomy places the organism in Eukaryota, Viridiplantae, Streptophyta, Magnoliopsida, Poales, Poaceae. The record is from the annotation of a GenBank genome assembly.